UCAGAGAGUGUUUCCUGCAGGUCUGUUUCUGAUCACAGCUGGCACAGAGAAACCAGAAAUGGUGGAGGUAUUAGCCAGCAGCAAGGAGGAGCGCAACACAUGGAAGGCUAUUAUACAGGAAGCCAUGCACAGCAUGGAGAAAAACGAGGACGAGGGAGUUCCCAGUGAGACAGAAGAAGACAGAAAGCAGCAGGAGAAUAGAGCAAAGGAGAUUCGAGAACUUCUACGAAGAAAAGAUGAGCAGAUCAUCUCUUUAUUGGAGGAGAAGGUCCACAUCUUCAGGGAGUUGGGUGACUGCAAUCCGGCCCCUGAGGAUACAAACUCAUCAGUCAGGGAGCGAAUGUUAUUCAUGGUCACACCCGAUGAUGUCACAAAGGGAGAGCCAAUCAUAAAUAAUGCCCUAAGAGAAGUGGAGACCCUGCAUGCUUUAGUCAGCUGUGGUGUUGGUGGAGCAGAUUGCAGCAUUCCAGUUGGUGUGACAGGGGGCAGUGUGGGACCAGUCUGCCUGCCUAGGCGAGCUGAAACAUUUGGAGGCUUUGAUAGUCAUCAGAUGAACAGCAGCAAAAAUGGCGAGAAGGAAGAGGGAGAUGAGUCACCGGACCUCCGCAGGACUGAGUCAGACAGCUUGUUGAAAAAGGGUACCACCACCAGUCUGCAGAUGCUGCUAAAGAGAAGCAAUGAAGUCCUGCACAGUGUGACACAUCUUCAUGACCUGCUGAUUUCACUGCAGGCAGUGGUGGUCAAGCAGGACUCAUUCAUCGAGGAUCAGCGGCAGGCCCUGAAUGACCGGUUCGCCACCAACUCCUCCAGACACUCGUCAUCCUCCUCACUCUCAACCUCAUCUUCUUCCCGCCCUUCCUCCCUCACUGAGCAGGAGAAGCACAGGAGUCUGGAGAGACAAAGACAGGAGGUGGCCAGCUUGCAGAAACAGCAGGUUGCACACCAGGAAGAGAAGAGAAAGAGGGAGAAGACGUGGGAGUUAAAGGAGAAAGGUCUGGCAGAACGGGAGGAGAGGCUGAGGGUGGAGGAGGAGGAGACCAGGAGAAGGCAUAAGGAGCUGAUGGUGGAAACCGAGAGAUUACAAAGAAAGAAAGAAGAUUAUCAGAGAGAACUGGAGAGGCUGAGAGAGGCACAGAGGAGGCUGGAGAGAGAACAGGAAGCGCUAAGGAGAGACACGGAGAGGCUGUAUGCAAGAGACCAGUCAGAGCAGCUUCAAUGGUACCAACCAACUUCCUCCACCACUUUAGAAGACUCCCUAAGGUUCCACAGCUCUGGGUCUCUGGAUCUGGAUUCAAAAGAAGUAGCAGAAUCACCGAAAGAGGUGGAGCUUUCAUCUUCUGCCCCGACUAAAGAACACUUCCUCCGCAUUGGAUCCAAGAGGAUGGGCAAAAACUUCAACCCAUUCUCCUCUGCCCCCAGCUGUAAGCCUCAAGGAGCAGAGAAGGAGUCCCAGCUCCCUACCAAACUGCUCCAACUGGCUAAACCUAAAGAGAAGAAAGACAAGAAGAAGAAGAAAGGAAAAGGAGGAGAUCAGCCCGAAAUAGAGACCAAAGUUGCUGUGAUGCUGGACCCUCAGAAUGAGGGUGACAUCUUCUACUGCUGAGAAUCUGAAUGAUGCACAAGUAGACUUCAAAACUUCCUGAGGAACCAGACAAAUGGCCAGUGCUGCAAAAACUACUCAGAUUGUUUCUUACAUCUCUGUUUGGAUAGAAAAUACUCUCAUAAGCCACUGCUGACAGUCGGACCCUUGGACACUGUCCCAGCCUACCUACCAGACAGAGUGCGCUCACAUGGAUGAGAAACCAGCUCAGGGUCGCAGACUGCUCUAUGAAACAACAGAUGGAUUUAUCUGAGCUGUUCCAAGUUAAUAACUGGGGACAACCUCCUCCAGAGACAUUGGGUAGCAUCAUGUUUAGCUGACAUAUUCAGUCAUAAGGAUUUUAAUCAAGGAGUGUUCCAAGAAUACCCUCCAUCACUUAAGGAUGAGUUGUAAAGCCAAAGAGGAUCAAACAAGAACAGAACGCUUUCUUCCAGCUGUAAAUCAGAGACAUGCUAGAUCAUGUCGUGUGGUGCUUCAAGUCAGACAUGUUCAAGACUUCAAGCUGUUCCAAAACUUCGCUUUAGCAUGAACCAAUGACUUUUUUUCAAGAAUUUCUGAUGCUAACUUUACAUGCUUGGUUUGCUGGUGACUCGUGAGUUUCAGCAAACAGUCCCAGACUGAAUAACUCAAGGAACCUUUAAUCUAAUGUGUGAAUUAUGUCCCUACAUUUGCUUUAGCUCAAGACGUAUCAGUCAAAAUGACAACAAAGUCAAACCAGGGAUCCCCGAAUGCCAUGUAACACGGUGUUUCCAACAAUCAAUAUCCCUGAUUGAAUCCACUAUUUCUCACUGUCCCCACUGUGCACUAAGAUCGGUGUACAAUCAAGGCCACAGACAAUCAUGCACAGUCAGUCAAUUUAAUGUCAUCCACCAGAGAGACAAUUAAUCUGUUUAAAUAGCCUUGCCUCAUGGCCCACCAGUUAAAACUGGUGAGGCCUCGAAAAUCACUCCCACUCUGUAUGGAGAGCAAUUUUUAACAGCUUCAGAUGAGCUCUGUAGAAUAACCAGUGAUCCUUUGUAACUGUAGUUCAGUCUGAUAAUCAUGACAUAGCAACUCUUUUUGCAGCAUAGCCGAGCCACGCUAGACAACCCACGGCAACGAAUUUAAUUCUCUGCCAGGGUGGGUCUAGUUACCCUCAGUAAGCCUCGAGGUUGGAUGCUCCUAAAACUGGCCGACAAAUCACCAUGAAGUGUAGAGUCAGAAGGCGGGCAUAACUAAGUGACGACAGAGGCACGACGAUUCUGACAGAAACAACCGGAAACAACCAUAGAAACAAGGAUAGACAAGAAGAUGGCUGCGCACAAUAAACAGUUAUCUUUCAACUCGGCUUUGGCCACAGCCCUUAACGAUUUUAAGCUAAAAUUCAACUUGAAAGAUAAACAAAGGAUAAGAUAAGAAAGAUAAAUAAGGCUUCACCGAACUCCCGCAUCCUCUGAUUUCCGGUGCUCUAGGAACUACGUCAGCCUAUUCAUUGCGCUUAUUGGUUGUAUACCUACCCAAUUGCUGCAGAGUGAUUUGAAAAACAACCUUUUAGCCCGCCUCCCUCCCUGUCGAGAGUUCCUAGACCCUUGCGUCUUCAGACCUGGGUCUAGCGCGGCUAGGCUAAUUGCAGCACAGUACGAUCAGGAAUCCAAAGUUGUUAACAUGCACUUUACGCACACACACACACACACACACACACACACACACACACACACACACACACACACACACACACACACACACACACACACACUGUGUUUUUCUAUCAUUGUGGGGACAUACCAUUGACUCCCAUUCAUAUCUAACCCCUAACCCUUACCCUAACCCUAACCCAGACCAAAACAAUGCCUAACCCUAAAGAAACGUUUUUGCACUUUUACUUUUUUCAGUAAUAACAUGGCCAAGAAAACACUGUUUAAACUUGUGGGGACAGAAAUGAGGUCCCCACAAGUGACAUUGUUUUCGGUUUUCCUACAGUUGUGGGGACAUUUGGUCCUCACAAGUAUAGCCAGCACCUGACCACACACACACACACACACAUACACACGCACACACACACAUAUUUACAAACAAUUAUUUUAAUGGUCUGUUUUUUCCCAGUAAUUUAAUCAUAAUGUCUUUUCAAUAAUUUGAUACUGAUUAAAGAGAAAAUAAUGAUGUUGUUAUGAGGUCCAUUUACACCUAAAAUUAAUAAACACUUAUUGUUGCAAAUUUAAUUUGUAAUAUAUGUUUAAUUGUUUUUUAUGUACAGAUUCCCAAAGUCCUAAAUGGAUAAUAUUUCAUAUUUGUGCUUGCUUGGUAGUAAAUUUUCAUAUUUAACUGAAAUGAAAUAGAUGUGUACUUUCCUGUAAAAUGGAAAUAAAACAUUCCUUAUGGAAA
Messenger RNA from Acanthochromis polyacanthus (spiny chromis), 3961 nucleotides. Its product is annotated as A-kinase anchor protein 13-like. Gene Ontology annotation, molecular function: MAP kinase scaffold activity. Bases 59 to 1603 code for a protein of 514 amino acids. The record is from RefSeq and is a predicted model, not a curated record. Gene Ontology annotation, cellular component: membrane; actin cytoskeleton. NCBI's taxonomy places the organism in Eukaryota, Metazoa, Chordata, Actinopteri, Pomacentridae. The transcript is spliced from 12 exons. Gene Ontology annotation, biological process: adrenergic receptor signaling pathway; positive regulation of canonical NF-kappaB signal transduction; regulation of Rho protein signal transduction.